Molecule: messenger RNA, 1455 nt
Organism: Bipolaris zeicola 26-R-13
Lineage: Eukaryota; Fungi; Ascomycota; Dothideomycetes; Pleosporales; Pleosporaceae
Exons: 1
Coding region: 1-1455 (484 amino acids)
Molecular function (GO): iron ion binding; monooxygenase activity; oxidoreductase activity, acting on paired donors, with incorporation or reduction of molecular oxygen
Source: RefSeq, a predicted model, not a curated record
AUGGCGCUCCAAGACUUGAUAUUUGGUGUCAUAGGCGCUCACGUGGCCUUGGCAGUCACUCUGACUCCUUUUCUUAUACUAUUCAUUCGUUCAAUCUACCGCGUCUACUUUCAUCCGCUUGCACAUAUUCCCGGGCCCAUAUUGUCCAAGUUGACAUCUCUCUGGCUCCACUAUCAUGCUUACAUCGGUGAUGAAGCAAGCGUCAUUCACAAGCUUCACCAACAAUACGGUCCAUACGUCCGAGUUUCACCCAAUGAGGUUGACCUGAGUGACGCCGAUGGCAUACCCGCAAUAUACGUAUCGAAAGGGGGUUUCCCGAAAGCAAAAUGCUACGCAAACUUUGACAUUGAUGGCCACAAAACUAUCUUUUCCACUACCAAUCAGGAUUAUAGGGCUCACAGGGCGAAAGCAGUACUGCCACUCUUUUCAACCAAGUCUUUGCGUGAGAAUGAACAGGCUAUAUGGGGAUGUGUAAACUGUAUGGUGGACCGACUGAAGGAAGAAGCAAAGACAAAGAGACCUGUCAAUGUGCUCAAUCUCACACGAAGCUUGGCGGUCGAUGCGGUAUCUACCCACCUAUUUCGAGAAAACUAUGACGGCGUUAGCGAAAAAGGGCCGGUUUUGAGUGUCAGCGCAUUUGUGGAUGCGUUUGUGGCAGUAGGCCGCUUCUUUUACCUUCCAAACAUUGCAUUUGUUUGGCUAGAAUGGGCUGUUGAAAAAUGGGCGCCUGAUCGCGAGACAGACGAUAGCAUGUCACUGGUCGACAAGUUUGUUGCUACACUGGUUGGGAAUACGACCUCGAAAUCAACGACAUACCCGGGACGUUUGCUGGCAAUAGGGCUGAGCGAUUCAGAAGUCAGAGCGCAGUGCAAAGAUCUCAUCUUCGCUGGGACAGAUUCUACAGGCAUGAAUCUAGCUACGAUAAUGCGCAGCCUUGUGCUGCAUCCCGAAAAGUAUCAAAGACUAAAGGAGGAGUUUACCAAGAAUGCCGCCCUGGGACCCGAUGCGCAGGACGCUCAGGCACUUCCUUAUCUCAACGCUGUCGUCAAAGAAGGUCUUCGGCUUAGCAUGGCAAACCCUACGCGCCUACCUCACGUCGUACCGGCUGGCGGUUGGACAUUCAAGGGAACCUACUUCCCCGCUGGCUCACUCAUUGGUUGUUCGGCAUACGAACUGCACUUCAAUCCUGAAGUCUUUCCCCAGCCCCAAGAGUUCAUUCCAGAAAGAUGGUUGAACACCACUGAAGACAUGUCAAAAUACUGGUUUGCUUUUGGUGCGGGAAGUCGAGCGUGUAUCGCUAGAAACUUGGCUACCAUGGAGUUACAGUUUGCGACCGAGAGAUUGGCCAAGACUGGGGUCUUGGAUGGAGCAAGAGCAGUUCAAAAGGAGGUGGAGAUUUAUGAGUGGUUCAAUUCGAAAGUCAAGGGUGGUAAGAUUGAGCUUGUGUGGGAGUAA